Molecule: messenger RNA, 7208 nt
Organism: Podarcis lilfordi (Lilford's wall lizard)
Lineage: Eukaryota; Metazoa; Chordata; Lepidosauria; Squamata; Lacertidae
Source: the annotation of a GenBank genome assembly
CAGCUGUUGAAGGACACACAGCAGCCCUGGUUUGAAUGUUUCCUUUAAAAAUAGCAAGUAUAGCUCAGGAAAAGGGAGCAUCUUGUUUAAUUGUCUUUUUGCCAGAUUGAUGUGUAGGUCUAAGAAUUAAAAGCACAAAAUUUCAAAUUGCCGCUUUUCAGGGGAGGGGGAAGUACUAAUAAAGCAGCAUGGAUACAGAUACACAAAUAUGAUACAGAUAGAUCUAUAAUGAAGGGAACUGUUCCUUUAAAUGCGGGCUUGGCUGCGGCUGACAUGUUUAGGCAGGAAGGAGGCCAUCUUUCGCCUCUUCUGUCCUAAGAGGAGGAAGUGAAUUGAGUUUUGCAUGGCAAAAGCAGCAAGUCAUGGCAGAUAACUACCGGGACUACAACUUGACAGAGGACCAGAAAAUCGUUAAGACGAAGUACCCGCCUCUCAAUAAGAAGUAUGAAUGUGAGUGUAUUCCUGAGCGGUCUUAGUCUGUGCGUGGAUUUAUAGUUCUUUGGUGGAAAUGCAGCGCUGGGCUCAGCUCCAGAGUUUCCACAAACCGAGUGCCUGUACAUCUUGAACCGGGGGCGGGGAAAGAGGGUGCCGGUUACAGGCUGCGAGGCAUUGCUGGGUGGGAUUCUUCUCCGGAGUCUUGUAUUGCGCCCCGGAGAGAGAAGUGGGUGCGGGGCGGCGGAUUGGAGCAAUAGCGUUGGCUCCGCACACCCAUAAACAGCGUAGCUCUGUUGGGUCUGUAGGAGAAAAUAAACCAAAAUCUUUAGCAAGGCAAUUCUAUUUAUUUGGACCCAGACUGUCACUUUGGGGUUUGUCCAACAUGCUGAAAGUUUUGCCCUCCUGUAAAGCGUUGCUGUUCCCCGGGCUAGGAGAGCGUGUUGAAACUUGGCAGACAAGGCGAUGUUUUGCUCUCGAAAAUAAAAUCUGAGACUGCUUGCUGUGGAGGGCUUAAUAUACUUCUGUGCAGUUCACUUUGUCUUAACUUCCUUUUUGGUGACACGAACCUGCUACACCCCCUGUCCUCACUCUAGAAGCGUCAGCUUCUUGCGGUGUAAUGUUAUGCUGUACGUGUAAAUGAAUUUACUGUGUUUGGAAUAUUCUUGUUCUAACUGCUUAUUCUCCCUACCUUGGUCUUUUAGAUCUGUUUUUUUCCCUUUUCUUUUUUUCCUUUUUUUAAUUGAAAAAAUUAUUUUAAGUUGCCCCAGGUAGCUUCAUAUUUUUUCAUAUUUUUAAUCCCUAUUUAGAUCUGGAUCAUACUGCUGAUGUGCAGUAAGUAUUUAUUUAUAAACUUACAAUCUAACAGGGACAAUGAGAAGGCAAAACAAAAAGCAAAAUGACCCAAAUAGUCUUUUAAGGGGGAAAUAUUCCUCAGUUGCAUAAUGCAUGUAUUUUCCCACCCUGGUAAUACUAUAUUUCACCAGUUAUUCUCCCCAUUGCUGAUGAUAGCACAACUGAUCUUUUCUGUAUAAACAAGCACAAGCGUGCUGCUUACAUCAAAUCUGCCUAGGUACAUGGGUUAGCUGUCCUCUGCUGAGUCAGAUUUUUGGUCCAUUAAGCUCAGGUGCAUCUGCGAUCAUUGACUGGCAGCAGCUCUCCAGGGUUUCAGAGAAAGACUUUUCCUGGCUUUUCCAAGAGGUGCCAGGAAUUGAAAUCUGGACCUUUUCUGUGCAAAGCAGACGUUCUGCCUCUUGAAUCAACAGCUUUUCUUCAAAGGUAUCUGGCAUUAUCCCAAUAGAUGGGGUUAUAUGAGAAAACCCGAAAGCCUCAGGGAUUUCAAUGGGGGAAUAGUGUUGUCAGUAUUUUCAAAUUGUAUAUUGCCUUUCCAUAUAAUAAUAUAAGCAACAUCCAGUUCAUCAAAACUGCCAAGAGCUGGGAAGUAUGGCAACAUAUAUAAUUAACUCAUGAGUUGUGUGUGUGCGUUACCUCUUUACACAGUUCUUGUCUGCUACAGAGUGAAGUAGGUUGGAUGGUGUGCCAUCUAUAACUCCUCUAAACGAGAUGUAUGCCUAGAGUUUCGUUGUUAUGUUUUCUUGUCAUGGCUUCUGUAUUUCAGCACAAGGCUGCUUUGGAUUUUUGCUAUCACUCUAUGGUAAUAAGAAAAAAUACCCAAAAAAGUGCCAAGUGCAAGAAAUGGCAAACCAGAUUUCUUAGAGUCUGCAGCAGAUUACCUCUCACAGGCCCCCCAUUCCCACAAUGCUCGUAUUUUAGCACAAUUAUUGAAAACACCAACAGCAACAAGUACGGGGAAGUGGGGAUUGAUGCUGCACACCUUCUGUUGUGUGCUGGAUGUUCCUGCUGCUCUAUUUUCCACCUACAAAGGAAGUUCCUAGUUGUGCAGAGGAUGAAGCUAGGAAUUCAUAAAUUCCAAGUACAAAGUUUUCAAGGGUAACUACUAUAUGCAGAUCCUUAGAAUGGACAAUUCUUAAACUGCAAAUAGUGAACUUGUUGGAAGUGGAGCCAACUGUUCUUUCCUAUAUUUAGUGCAAGUUUCUCCCUUGUACAUUCUCAUCUUUUGCUUAUAACUACUGCCCUGUAAUGUGUGUGUGUUUUUAGGUUGCAUGCCUGGGGAGAUACCUUGGAAGAAGCAUUUGAACAAUGCGCCAUGGCCAUGUUUGGGUACAUGACGGAUACAGAGACGGUUGAACCUCUGGACACAGUAGAGGUGGAAGCAGAGGGUAAGGUGUUGCUUUGAGAAGUACAGCAGUACAGAUUAAUAAACACAGUGGCAAAUUAUUGUCUUUACUAUUUUGCCAACAUAACUGUCACUUGCUGUUUCCCAAACACAUUUAUAACAGAGUAACACCCUAUAGUUUGAGGCCUGUGCUUAUUCAGGAUUCACUGAAAUUGGACUGCUUAAACUUAGCAUAGCAGGCCUGUAAGUAUAAAUGGUGAUGCUUUUGCAAGCAGGAAACAGGCAAGCAGAAAGUUCAGCUUAAAAUCAUAGAAUUUGAAUUAUAGAGUCAUAGAGUUAGAAGGGACCCUCAGGACCAUUUAGUCCAAUUCCCCUGCAAUGCAAGAAUAUGCACCUGUCCCUUACGGGGAUCAAACCUGCAGCCUUGGCAUUAUGAGCACCACACUUUUAACUAACUGAGCUAUCCAGAUGAUGUUCAGUCUCAGAGGCAAGCAGAGCAACAAAAAAACCCAUGACAUUUAUUUAUUCAUUUUUAUUAAAUUUGUUUAUCACCCUUCAUCCGAAGAUCACAGGGCAGUUCACUGCAUAAAAAUACAAAAUGAGAACACAAAAUGCAUAAUAAAAACAAAAGCAAACCAAUAACGCACGCGCCCCCUCCACAAACACAUUAAAAAAGACAUAGAAUGUUAAUUGGCCCAAGCUGAAGGCCUGGUUAUAGAAAAACAUUUUUGCCUGACGCCUAAAGAUACGGUCCAUGGUUUGUGAGGUGUCCUAUCUGUCCCCACGCAAGGGUUGGCUCUCUGAUCUCUUGCUGAGCCAUGAUCUGUGGUGCAAGGGGAAUUGAGUGGGAGUUUGAGCCUACACUGACAUCUGUCUGUCAUUAGGAAGGCUUGCCACACAUACCUGGGUUGGAGGCAGUCCUGCACCUUAAAACUCCCAAUAUGUCCGUCUGCCCCCCCCCCCCGCUUCUCUCCAACAGGACAUGACAUGCUGUCUCUUCUCUUCCACUUUCUGGAUGAGUGGCUUUAUAAAUUCAGCGCCAAUGAGUUUUUCAUUCCCAGGGUGAGUGUUUGCUCUCUUCCUCCUUACAGUCUUGAGAUAUUUCUCAAUUAUUGGAUUGUGUUCUGCACAGUGUCACAGUUUGGUCACAUGUUGUUGCAUUGCCAAGGUAUUGAAUCCAUUAAUUUCUGAGGUAGCAUCAAGAAACUAACGAGCUAAGGAAAAAACAUAAAGAGGAACAUUAUUGUACUGUCCUUAUUAGCAUCAACUGUAAUCAUAAAGCAGGGAGCCAGCAUUCAACUUUCACAGAAGUCUUCUCCAGGCUUGAUAAUCAACAACAGAAAAGGGGGGGAAAUGAUGUUCCUCAGAGUAGCAGGUGGUGAACUUCUCUGCAAUUUGCUUACAGUUUAUAGAUUAAGGUUCUGGAAAUUCUUUGCAAAACUAGUUAGAUUAUAAGCGAAGUUGAAGAUGCUAGAAUGGGGAGAAAGAAAUUGUUAUACAGACUGAAAGAGAAGCUCCUUUGACUUCUGAAAUGUAUUGCUUUUCAUAUGCCUUGAGGUUGUGUGGAUGGUUGGGAUUUAUACUUCUGCAAGGAAUUGAAAUACCUGGUACCUUUUCCAGUUAUUACUGGAGCUAUGUGAAAGUUUUAAAUUGUUUGAAAUCAACUAAUUAUAUGUUUGUUCCCCUCCCCCAUUUUGUAGGAAGUUAAAGUGCUCCACAUUGACCGAUUAAGAUUCAGAAUAAGAUCUAUUGGGUGAGUUAAGUGGAAUCAUGCCAUUUAAAAAUGUUGAUGGAAAUGCCAGGGAGUCAAGACAUGUUGGCUCUGUGUGAAAGUUUCCAUAGAGAGUGUACCAGGUGUCCUUUUGCAUGUGCCAGGAGCCUUUUUAGUUCCCCACUUACUCUCACCAUGGGCCCCUCCAGGAUCCUUCCUGGAUGGGGACAGCGAAGAGUUUGCUUUCUUUAAAGAGAAUGCAUAUUUCCGCUUUGGCAAUGUUGCUUUGCUGUAAGGGCUCAAACUAAUCCCUGGUUCUGAAGAAGAAAUGGAGGCCUUUGAAGAUGCCAGGAGCUGUCUUGGCCUUCUUAAUUCCUGAUUCACACUUCAGCAUGUGGGACAGUGUUCCUCCAAUGGAUCCCUGCACUGUCUCCUGGGUAUGGACCAUUUGGGAACUGGAGUAGAGAGCCUUGUAUGCCAUAGCUCUCUAGGUUCUUGGGUGGGAAAUCAUUCUGGCUGCUAGGGGUGCCAGAAUGGCCUCCUCUUUCCCUCAACAUUCAUCAUUGUUCCACGUGUCUUUCGUAAAAUGACCAGAGGUGUUUCCUGCACUGUGACAUAAUUCAGUAACCUUGUAAUAAUCGUUACCCUUUUUCCCUCUUUAAGGUGGGGAGAAGAGUUCUCUUUGCCCAAGCAUCCCCAGGUAUGUUAUGAAUGUUGUCGUUUUCCUUCCUGAGUACUAGAGGCCCAGAGACAAAUCAGGCUUAACUAACAAAUCACCCCUUCCAUUCAUGUAUUCUUAGACCUACCAGAGAUUCUGCCUAUCAUUGUGCAGUUGAGCUCCUAAACUCCUGUUCUGGGCCAACUCAAAUAGUCUUUUUUCUUCCCUCGCAGGGCACAGAGGUCAAAGCUAUAACCUAUUCAGCAAUGCAGAUUCAUGAGGAUGAAAAGCCCGAGGUCUUUGUCAUUAUUGAUAUCUAAACAAAGUGCCACAAAAAACUUCAUCACCCUGGUUUAUCUGUACAUCUUAAUCGAACUGUUUGCCCUCCUGGAAAUGACUCGGCAGAGGGCUAAAUGAACCAAAGUGGUGAGGAGCAUCAGGUUGGAUGUAGCAGCUUGAAUAGAAGACUCCCGAGUAAUGUCCAGCUCUGGUGUGUUACUGAGGCUGAUGCAUCAAGCAGGAAGCAUUGAAAAGAUGGUGUGCAUGUGUUGAUUACCAGCCCAAGCAUGAUCCGGUACUGCAGCCUAUAAUGUGGUUUUUAAAUGCUGGAUUCUAAUUCCUUAUCUACUCUGGUGGGAGACUAAUAUUCUUAGUGACAGGAAAUGCAGGGAUUUAAGACUAUUCACUCUCUUCUGUCUUAAUAAUACUACCUCUUCUAUUGCUUCUUUUGUCAUUUAUAGCCCAUUGUAAAAUACCCACCAUAAAAUGCUGCUUUCCUCCAGUGAGAAGUUGCCAGGAAAUUAGCCUAAAUCCUCUCCCCUUACAAAGCCAUUUGAAACAGUAGUCUGAUGCUGUCAUAAUGUUCCCAGUCACCUUCAACCACGGUUAGGAGAUGACAGAAGCCUACCUCUCAGGCUUCCUCUUCUCCUGUUCAUGUGUAUGUUCCCACAACAACACUAUGGUUUGCCCUAGCAGAUAGGUUGUUCCAGAACAGGGUUACAAAAGAAAUCCUGGUUAGCGUUUCUGAUUAAUGCUGCUUCAGACAUUAUACUACACCAGGAACCCCCAAACUUGGCCCUCCAGAUGUUUUGGGACUACAAUUCCCAUCAUCCCUGACCACUGGUCCUGUUAGCUAGGGAUGAUGGGAGUUGUAGUCCCAAAACCUCUGGAGGGCCGAGUUUGGGGGUGCCUGCACUACACCAUGGUUAGAGCUGUAGUGGCUGGUGAGGCACGUUUGCUUGGCUGGCUUCCUAACAGCAGGUUGCUGGUGCUUAUCAAAGGGUGAGGUGUGGGGAGAUUGGUCUGGUGUGGCACAUGGCAGUGGAUCCAAGCUCCCUAUGCCUCAGUCCUCCCCUCUCCACAGCGACCUGCUGUGUUGGCAGGCCAGGAGAACCAAGAUACCCCACCUGCACUGCCUCACCAACUGCUGCUGGUUAAACCAAACCAUGGGAUGGAGAAGGGAAUUCAUGCAUGCUGGGGGAAAGGGAGCCUUGCAGUCGAUGCCACACUCCCAAUGCCUUAACCACAGUUAAAGAUCAGAGCUAUUAUGUCUCCACUGAAAGGAAAGAGGAUAGGAAAGGAACAGAGCGCACACACAAAUGCCCCCCCCCCCGAGGAGCAGCAUUUGUUUUUGACAAUCUAUAUGAACACACACACAUAACUUGAAUUGCAGACUUAACACACACACACACCUUGGGAUUGAAGCAAUGGGUCUCAGUCUCUUAUAAGCAGCAUUUGUUUCAUGGGGCUUGCAGAGGAGCAUAGCUUGGUGGCAGGUGUCUUACACUGGGCCACCCCUUUGCACCAUGAUAAAAAUCCAGCAUUUUUUGUCAGGAGAGGGUACAAAAUAUUUCUAGAAGGCAGCCUUCGUCAACGCCCAUCAGUCUCAGCUAGCAUGGCCUUGCAGGCUGAGGCUGAUAGGCCUUGUAGUUCAAAACAGCUGGUGGGCAUUAGGCUGAUGAUGGCUGCAUGUAAGAAGAGAAGGCAUCCUAAGAGGUGUAGACAGAGUGGUACUCUGUGUUAAUCUGUGUGUGCUUUCAGUUUUGAUGUGUUUCACUUAGCUCUACAAUUGUGUGAGGUCAUUGAUGUAUUGAUUGGAGUAGGCACCCUUCUAUUUAUGUAAAUGACAGAAAAAGGAGAAUCUUGGUUUUAAUUUAAAAGAACUAUUUUUAAAAAACAUAUAAAAAUCCAUUUUACAAAAUGUAAGUUCA